GCUUGCCUGGGAGGGAUCUGCCGUCAAAGCCACCCAGGAAAGGAGGCCUGAUACGCUCAUUAAUAUUCUGAACUAGUGACCCUUCUUUUUCUUUCCACCCCUCGCCUUUCUCUGGGCGCUCCAGCCUCUCCCCGCCGCGGAUGGCUGCAGCCCCCUCCAGCUGAGUCAGUCCUGCCUCCCCGCAGCAUUGCAGCACCUCCGCAGCUCCUGCGCUCCCUCCUGCUCCUGCAGCACCGCUCCGCUCCCGCCGCAGCAUGGCCAGCACCGUCUCAGCCUACAAGGAGAAAAUGAAGGAGCUGUCUCUGCUCUCCCUCAUCUGCUCCUGUUUCCACACCCAGCCCCAUCCCAACACCAUCUACCAGUAUGGAGAUAUGGAGGUGAAGCAGCUGGAUAAGAGGGCAUCAGGCCAGAGCUUUGAAGUGAUCCUGAAGUCCCCUUCAGAUUUAUCUCCUGAGAGCCCAAUCCUUUCCUCCCCUCCCAAGAAGAAGGACCUGUCUCUGGAGGAGCUGCAGAGGAGGCUGGAGGCUGCAGAAGAGAGGAGGAAGACCCAGGAGGCGCAGGUGCUGAAGCAGCUGGCAGAGAAGCGGGAACACGAGCGGGAGGUGCUGCACAAGGCACUGGAGGAGAACAACAACUUCAGCCGCCUGGCCGAGGAGAAGCUCAACUACAAGAUGGAGCUGAGCAGGGAGAUCCGUGAGGCACAUCUUGCUGCCUUGAGGGAGCGGCUCCGCGAGAAGGAACUGCACGCAGCCGAAGUCCGCAGGAACAAGGAACAGCGGGAGGAGAUCUCUGGAUAAAGGGCUUUUCUACACAUCUAGCACCUGAUUCCUGUUAACAAACCAACCAAUCGACCAACCAACACAUUUUAUUUUGUUUGUCUAGAUGCGAAGUUCGGUUCUCCAUGCCCCCUCCCCGGUGUUUGUCCCCCAGCUACACGCUUCUCUGCAUCCCCAGUCGUCAGUGCUUGUGGGGAUUCACAGAUCAUAGGGACCUCUAAGCAGAAUAGCAACUAGUUCACAUCAAAUAGAGAAACAAUCAAUGAUCAGUCAAUCAAACAGCUUCUUUGGAUGGUGUUGUCAUUUUUUUAAAAGAAAAUAUUUCUUAAACUGAUGUAAAAAAAAAAAAACCAAACCCAAACGAAGAUAUUAAUAAAUUCAACCAGCAGUGUCACAGAGAUACAGAUUUCUUAUCUGGGGCUUUUCCUCCUCUUGGUGUUUGCUCUGAGCCAAAUAUCAGUUUCAGAAAAAUGGGAAGUAAGUGAUCAUUUCUGUAUGUGAAGUAAAAUAAGGAGCAGGCCCCUGUUUGCCCAUGGUAGGAGAGAGGAAGGAGAGGGAUGGAUGGCUCAGGAGUUGCAGUGUGCAGAACCCCAUCUUUUAGCUGCCUCCAGAGCCAGCCCAGGUAGGCAGUGACCACCAUCCUCAUCUUUGAGUGAUUUUUGAGAACUCGUGGAAGCAGCUGAGGGGGCACUGCCUGAUGCCCUGGUUGGCCACUGAGCCUUCUCCCCGGCUGAGUGGGGACUGAGAGGACUUGGCUGCUCUGCCCAGGGGAGCUGUGGGUGGUGAUUGCAUUCCCAGCUCCUUGGGAGCCCUGGGAGAGCCCCUCAGUCCUCUGUGGGCUCCUCAGUGCUCCCACAGUAUAGGAUGCCCCUCUGUUAGGAAAGAAAAUCCAACAGAGACAGUGCAUGGUUGUGAAAUAGCCUUUUAGUGUACAGAAAAAUCCUUCCCUCUUCCCAGUGAUGGAUGUGGCUCUUUGGAGCCACCACAGGGCAGAUUGCUGGAAACCAAAUCCUGAGGCUCUUUUCUGAUCUCCACAGAAUUCCCAGCUGGAUGUGGGAGCGAUCCCUCCACGGCCAUGGCUUGAGAUGUCAGGGGACUCUGCUCCUAAAAGGAAGGGCUACCUUACUCCCAAACCCCUCCUCGUGGGCUGGGGGGAGGACAGGGCUGUUAGAAAGCUCCUGUGCUGUCAGUGACAAAACUAGAUUUAGGGCAAAGAAGGAAACUGAGGGUUGAAUUUCUUAACAGUAGCUAAUGAUCAGUUUAUAGUAGCAGCUGUCUUAGAUAAGCAUCUGUGUAGAGCGCGGCGUCACCGCCAGCAUCACCUCAUCCAUAUAGUGACAAGAAAUUUUAAAAAGUUUAAAAAAAAAUUUAAGAAGUAAUUUAAAUGAAAUGUUUGUGUGUAAGAAAUGGUUGAAACUGUCAAAUGUCUGUGUCCCACGUUGGUGGGAUCUGAGAAGGUAUCUGCGAGAUAUUAACCCUGUCCUACUCUCUGUGGUGCUGAGUGUUUGCUUGGUGUGUAAUUCUGACCUGGAGCUUGUUGUAAAUACUGUUUUUAGUACUAUGAUUAUUAUGAUUAUUAUUAUCAGAAAUGUUGUACUCAUGAGCAAGAGUUGAAAACAAAAGAAAUGGCCAUUUUCACUCUCUCCUGGGGGCUCAGAAGGAGUCAGAGGCUGGGCCAGGUGAAGGCAGGGUGCCAGUGGGAUGCUGGACCAGAGAGCAGCUGGAAAAUGAUGGAAUUGGGAGCUGGAGGCAGCCGAGUCCUGCGGGCAGGGCAGUGAGAGUGGGGACGGCUGCUCCUCAUGCUUGGAGGAGAAGGAAGGGCUGAGAAGAAGAAUAGAGGUGAUGCUUCAAUUCUAGUACAUAUAAUUUAGUGUCGAUCAAAACCUCCCCAUGCGGAGGUUCCAGGUGGUUCUCUGCAACCCCAUGGAAACUGGAGGAUCUGUCAGGUUUAGCAUGUGCUGGAAGAGGGCUGUAACAGGUUGUUCCAGUCAGAGCUGUCCUCCCAAACAGCUCCCGUGUCUCCAGGCUCAGUUCCUGCCUGGAUCUUCCCUCUCAGUCCCUUGUGCUGCCCCCACGCCCCUCUCUUCCCCCUCUGUGAAGCCCAGAUGGGUCUCAAGUGGGGGAGUUAUUCUUGCAAUAGCUUUUCCUGGCAAAAAUUCCCAUGGCAAGUGCAGAAUGGCCUGGCAGAUGGUGCUCAUGCAGGUGUGAGCACUGGGAAACUAAUUUUUCUCCCCUCCAUCAGGUUGGUGCUGUGAGGAACGGUGGAUAUGGCUGGGAAGUGUGUUACUGCAGGAGAAGCUCCUGCACCAGAGGAGCAGGGACGUGCAGGGAGAGCUGUGCAUUGGUAAUGUCAGGGAGCUGCUGCCGAGACAUGUUGUGCCAAGGAAACAGCCUCACCUGUGGGGCCAGAGGCUUUACAUGUUUGCCAGUGCAGAUGGAUGGAGUAGGGACAUUCAGGAGCUUGUCCAGUGCCACUGGGCACUAUCAGGGAAAUGUGUGACUGCUUUGGCUGCACAGUGUUGGCUGGAUGAGGGGUGUCCACCCACUGCUCCAAACCCAUCGUGGCCAGGAGCUCAUGCAGCACUGUGCCCAACCUGCAGCACAUGGCACAGGCCAGGAUCAUGGUUAUUCCAUGCCUUUCCAUAUCCUGUCAUGCUAUUGGCUAUGUGCAGCUGCAUACUUCAUGCCUAAUUAAGUAUCCUCAUUAACAUCCUUACCGCCCCAGCCUAUGUCAUUCCUGGAGCAUUCCCAUGUACUGUGGAUGUGGACACAGCAUGCAACCCCCCCAGUUCUUGGGGUCACCUUCCUUAUUGUGGGGCUUGCAGUCUCCACUGAUCCCUGAAGGUGUUUAUGAAUUGAAUUCUGAACCAACAGUUUUAAAACUCAUUUUUGCAGCAGCAUAUGGAUGUGAUAAUGUGCUUUGUAGGGGGAGCAUCCUCAGGGCACCCACGGCACCCCUGCCUGGACUUCAAGUGUGGCAGCAGAGUGAGGGAGGAAAGUCAGGAGGGUGACAUCAUCAUGUGCAUGCAUGGGCCUUCCAGGAGCCCUCCUGGAGAAGAGCCUUUGAUUAGGGCAAGAAUGAGGAGCUGAAGCUAAAUGAGCUCCCAGCUGGCACCAACAGCCGGGCGAUGGGUGAAGCUGUAGGAAAGCUGGGACAACCAGCCUCACAUCCCAAAUUACAGCUCUGUGCCCUCCUUGUUCCAUAGAGCAGAGCUCAGCUCUGCCUGUAAAUAGGCACUUCCAAGGAUGCUGCCCUCUACGACUGCUUCUGGAUUAAGCCUAUUCUUUGUCUUAUUAUUUUGAAGUCAUUAAAAAAUCUUGCUUUAACCCAGUUUUGAGGUUCCCUUUGAGUUGACCUUCCAGGGCUGGUGGGAGUUGAGGAGUUGCAUGCAUCCUACCUCGGGGGUAGGUCGGUAUUGCUGCUCCCUUUCAAAUGUAAACUUCAGCUUGCUUGCUUUAGCUUAGCCCAGCGACUCUCUGGCCCUGGCUCUGCAAUCCUGUCUCAUGGGGUUCGUUAUAUCCCUCCCAGGGCAUUCCUGUCCUCUUCGCAGUGGCUGUGCACCCGGCUGUGCACACGCACACAGAAACACAUUAGUGGAAACAAUAUAUGCACAUACACUCUGAUACCACUUGAAAUGAGUCAGGGAAUGGCUGUUUACGGUGCUAGAGAUUUCUUACUCUCCAUGCUAGGGACAAGAUGACAUAGUAAGACCAAUAAACUCCACCUUUGUAGUCAGUUGUCUUUAAGUAAAGCAGCAGAGGGGCACUGGCCCAUGCCUAUAUGUGGGUGCUCUGUGGUCCCCAGGGUGCAGGGAUGCAGGGGGCAGCUGGGCAUCCCUGGCAUCCCCAUGCCUCAGUUUCCCACACCCUUUGACAAGGGGACAUAGAUGCUCCCUCCCCACGGGGACCACGGGGGAGCCGAUGCCUCCACAUCUCUAAAGUGCUCUGAAAUGGGAAGUACCAAAGUACAGAGUCAGGAUAUGCAGCUGUGCACCCCGGGAGGAGCACCCCGGCCCGUGGCUGCAGGAGAGGGUUGGGAGAUGACUGUGUGGGCACAGGGCUGAGCUGUCAGCCCAGGGCUCAGCACUCUGGCUGCCCUGCAGGCAGGAUGUGCUCCUCCUGCCACAGCCGGGGUCACCCUCCCUUGCGCUGGGUGGGGAGCUGGCACAGUGUCACUGAAAGACUUUCCAUCCCUAACAGAGCCUUGUCCGGUUCCCUUUGGUCUGCCACGUGCAUUUCAUUGUCAGCUUGAGGUUGUUGUUGUGCAAAAGAAGUGAUCAUGAAAAAAAAUAAAGGAAAAAAAAAGAAAUAAAGUUGGUAUGAAACCGUAUGUGUCCAUCUCUCUCCAGAAAUGGGUUGUUUUAGUUCCAAGGCUUCUCUUUGUAUUGUGAGAAUACUAAUAAACAGCAUUAAACAGAAAAUUGACCUAAAGAUUUAACAAAAUAGACCCUAAUCCUCUGAAUCUCAGUGACUUUUUCACACAGUAUAAAAGAGGCAGAAAUUGACAGUUUAUCACCAUUCUCAG
Prinia subflava (tawny-flanked prinia) is the source of this 5301-nucleotide messenger RNA. RefSeq names its product stathmin 3 (gene STMN3). The record is from RefSeq and is a predicted model, not a curated record. The transcript is spliced from 5 exons. Gene Ontology annotation, cellular component: neuron projection; cytoplasm. Gene Ontology annotation, molecular function: tubulin binding. NCBI's taxonomy places the organism in Eukaryota, Metazoa, Chordata, Aves, Passeriformes, Cisticolidae. Bases 255 to 797 code for a protein of 180 amino acids. Gene Ontology annotation, biological process: neuron projection development; microtubule depolymerization; regulation of microtubule polymerization or depolymerization.